AUGAAGGCAUACCCAGUCGGCAACCUCAACCUGCCGGUGACAUUCGGCAGCAGGACCAACUACCGCACCGAGACACUCACGUUCGAGGUGGUAGAUUGGAAGGGGCCAUACCACGCCACCCUCGGGUGCCCCACGUACGCCAACUUCAUGGUGGUGCCCAACUACACCUACCUCAAGCUCAAGUUGCCAAGUCCGAACAGAGUCAUCACCAUGAGUGGCUCCUUCAAGCAGGCCUACGCCAGCAGUCCAGAGCACUUCGACCUCGCCACCACGGCCGCGAACUCGGUGGAGCUCAGCCAGCUUCGCGCCACCACCGCCGAGUGUCGUCCUGACCCUGGCAAGCCGAGCCAGGCACCGACUUUCAUCUCGAUCGAGGAGACUAAGUCGGUCAUGUUCGACGACGCCGACCUAUCCAGGGCGGUGCGGGUCGGCUCCCAGCUGUCAGCCAAAUAG
Molecule: messenger RNA, 453 nt
Organism: Panicum virgatum (switchgrass)
Lineage: Eukaryota; Viridiplantae; Streptophyta; Magnoliopsida; Poales; Poaceae
Exons: 1
Coding region: 1-453 (150 amino acids)
Source: RefSeq, a predicted model, not a curated record